AUGGCAUCUUUCGACAACAAAGUCGUCAUCGUGACUGGCUGCUCCUCCGGAAUCGGCCUCGCAACCACGCAGCUCUUUCUGGACCGCCAAGCCAAGGUCUUCGGCAUCGAUGUUGCACCUUUCACAAAGCAUGAAGGAACUGUCAAGGAUAAGCCCUUCGAAUUCCACCAGGCGGACCUGAUCGAGCCCAAAGCCGCCGAGGAAGCAGUGGCACGAUGUACCGCCAUCUUCGGACCUAGAAUAGACGUCCUAGUCAACUGCGCUGGCAUCUCGGAUGGCUGGUCGAGCGCAGACACGCUGAAGGAUGUUGAGUGGGAAAGGGUCAUGGCGAUCAAUCUUACGGUGCCGGUGAGAUUGAUGACGGCGGUGUUGCCGGCUAUGAAGGAGCAAAAGAAGGGCGCUAUUGUAAAUGUUGCGAGCAAGGCUGGUACGAGCGGUGCUGCAGCUGGUAUCGCGUAUACGGCGUCGAAGCAUGGCCUUGUUGGUGCUACAAAGAACGUCGCAUGGCGUUUCCACAAUGAUAACAUUCGCUGCAAUGCGGUCCUCCCAGGUGGAGUUGCGACAAACAUCCAGAACUCAGUCAACAUGGACUGCUUCGACAAGGAAGGCUUCGGAAGCUUCUUUCCUGUUGUGCAAAUGCACAUUGCGAAAAAUGAGCAUGGCCAGCCUGUGCCAGUUGUUACCCCUGAGGAUGUCGCCAAGGGCAUCGCCUACCUCGCAUCGGACGAGGCGCGAAUGGUCAACGGUGCCUUACUGCCUAUCGAUGCGGCGUGGUCAACGUUGUAA
This is a messenger RNA of Didymosphaeria variabile, 786 nucleotides long. RefSeq lists its product as uncharacterized. Bases 1 to 786 code for a protein of 261 amino acids. NCBI's taxonomy places the organism in Eukaryota, Fungi, Ascomycota, Dothideomycetes, Pleosporales, Didymosphaeriaceae. The transcript has 4 exons. The record is from RefSeq and is a predicted model, not a curated record.